Molecule: messenger RNA, 2999 nt
Organism: Propithecus coquereli (Coquerel's sifaka)
Lineage: Eukaryota; Metazoa; Chordata; Mammalia; Primates; Indriidae
Gene: RETREG3
Product: family with sequence similarity 134, member C
Exons: 9
Coding region: 155-1273 (372 amino acids)
Biological process (GO): reticulophagy
Source: RefSeq, a predicted model, not a curated record
GCUUGUAUUUUCAUUAGCUUCAACCUCAUCUGUAAAUGAGUGAUUUGGGGAAGAAUGUGAGAGUCAGCAAGCAUGUAUCCUGACAGGAUCAGAAAAGAACAGGUUCUUUGCACUGACAUCCCUUCGUCUUGUGUUUUUACUUGCAUUUGGCUUGAUGAUCAUUGUGUGUAUUGAUCAAUGGAAGAGCAAAAUCUGGCCUGAAAUAAAAGUGCCAAGACCCGACGCAUUAGACAAUGAGAGCUGGGGCUUUGUGCACCCUCGGUUGCUCAGCGUGCCCGAGCUCUGCCACCAUGUAGCUGAAGUCUGGGUUAGUGGGACCGUUUUCAUAAGGAAUCUUUUGCUUUUUAAAAAGCAAAACCCAGGCAAGUUCUGCUUGCUGAGCUGUGGGAUACUGACCUUUUUGGCUGUCCUGGGUCGCUACAUCCCUGGCCUCCUGCUGUCCUACUUAAUGCUUGUCACUGUCAUGAUGUGGCCCCUUGCUGUGUAUCACCGACUGUGGGAUCGAGCAUAUGUGCGGCUGAAGCCAGUUCUGCAGCGGCUGGACUUCAGUGUCCGUGGCUACAUGAUGUCCAAGCAGAGAGAGAGGCAAUUGCGCCGCAGAGCUCUGCAUCCAGAACGGGCCAUGGAUAACCACAGUGACAGUGAAGAAGAGCUUGCUGCCUUCUGUCCUCAGCUGGAUGAUUCUACUGUUGCCAGGGAAUUGGCCAUCACAGACUCUGAGCACUCGGAUGCUGAGGUCUCCUGUACAGACAAUGGCACAUUCAAUCUUUCAAGGGGCCAAACACCUCUAACAGAAGGCUCUGAAGACUUAGAUGGUCACAGUGAUCCAGAGGAAUCCUUUGCCAGAGACCUUCCAGACUUCCCUUCUAUUAAUGUGGAUCCUGCUGGCCUGGACGAUGAGGACGACACCAGCAUUGGCAUGCCCAGUUUGAUGCACCGUUCCCCACCGGGGGCUGAGGAGCCCCAGGCGCCCCAGGCGCCCCCUGCCAGUCGGGAUGAGGCUGCACUGCCAGAGCUCCUGCUUGGUGCUCUGCCUGUAGGAUCCAACCUCACCAGCAACCUUGCCAGUCUGGUCUCCCAGGGUAUGAUCCAGCUGGCCUUAUCAGGGGCCUCCCAGCCUGGCCCUUCUGGCCCACCUUCCCGGAGAGCAACAAGAGGCUUCCUCCGGUCCCCCAGUUCAGACCUGGACACUGACGCUGAGGGGGAUGACUUUGAACUUCUGGAUCAGUCAGAACUAAAUCAGCUGGACCCUGCCAGUUCCAGGAGCCACUGAGGUAGAGACUCCUUUUGGGGGUCACCGUGGUUUAGGUUUUUUUUCUCCCCAUCCCACUUAAGGUGAACGGGACAAGGGAAGAACCCAGCUCCCAUCCCCUGAAUUAUAUUCGUAUGCUGGGUGGCCUGACUGAUGCUCAGAGGCCUGCUUAUAGAGGAUACUCACUCCCCUGCUACCAGCUGGACACACAUUUCUGAGCUCAGUCACUGAAGUGAGAGUGUGCUCCCCUGAAGGAGGCUUCUCUCCUUCAGGAUGAUAUUUUGGGGGAACAAAGUAGUCAGGGAUAUUGGUUCCCCUUUGAGGAGGUGCUGCUGUUUGCUUUUAGGUAUGGGUGCUCAGAGGCCCUCACUGGUAAAGGAGCCCAUCCCUUCCUCCGUUCAUCACCUCCAUAUAGCCCCAGAAGUCAUGCAGCAGCUAUAAGAGUUACGUUGUUAUCAUUUUCUUUUGUUAAACCAGGAUUUGAUUUGUUUUUUUAAAGCAAGCUUGUGCUUUGGUUGUGCAGAACAGGCUUGCUCCCUCUCCUCUAGCCCAUCCUCAUUUUUCGAGGCCUGACCCUCAGUGCUCCGAAGUAUUGCUUGUGAAAUUUAAGAAAUGUGAACAUGUUGUGGGGAUGGGCCUCUCCUACAUCACCUUGGGCCAUGGGAGUCAGAUGGCUGGGAGGGUUAGUGAAUGCCUCUGUGUCUUGAGAUUCUCUAUCACUGAAUCUUCUGGAGCUGUGUGGUUGUCUUUGGUGCUGCUAACCCCUGGCUCCAUUUGACCAUCAGCCUGAGCAGUGAGCAAAGCAAUACCAUACCCAUUUCUAUGUUCCUGGUCCUUCCCCUGCUUCUCCUUUGGAGAAGCAAUAAUUCCAUGGGGGAUGGCAAAGUAGCACUUUACAAAUGGCUCCGUGGCAUUCAUCCCAGGAGCCACAAGCUCUUCUUCCACCAGCUGUUCUUACUCCCUGCUCAGCUACUUUACUGCUUUGAUUUUCAUCUGCUUCCCAACCUGGCAGGGCCUCCUUUAAGGAUGAGCCCAGUUAGCAAAAAUGUGUCUGUAGUCAGCAGAGACCCCUUUGAGGGGUAUCUAUUCUGCGGCCCCUAGUAAAAUCAUGAGACAAAAACCCAAAAAUGGUAGUUGGUUUUAAACCUGUGCCAGCCUACAGCCUCUCUCUGCCUCCCCAGUCAGAGCUCAAGCCAAACUCCUCUAUCCUCGUUCUUUCUGCAUUAACCCUUUGCUGAUCCUCAGGGACCACUCCCCCAACACCCCCAUACUUGGGUGAGGGAUGUUGGACAGAGCCUAUUUCACAUGCUGCAGGUGGGGGUGUGCUGACAUGUUUGCUCUUGGUUAAUGGACAAGGUACAGAGGCCAGGGAGUGAAAAUGGUUAACAGUGAGAAGGGAGAAGAGCUGGUGUCUAUCUCAUAGUCACCUUUGUGUGACCGUCAGGGUUAGUGGCAUUCCCCUACUUUAGAGUUCUUAGAUUUUGUACACUUCCUGUCUUCUCAGAGCCCAGAUGUCUUACACGUGAGCUCCUGAUUUGGAAAAACAGGUGUGGAAAGAAGUGGGAUUUUGUGAGUUUGCAUGAGUGUGUGUAGGUUCAGGCCUUGGGAGUUGGCAAGAGGAGGGAGGGAAGGAAGGAGAGCAAAACCUUCAGAAGGUGUUUCUUGUACCUGGUGGAUCGUGCUCUGAAUCUCCUUAGUCCUCCACUGUGAAUUGGGGGGGGGGGCUGCUGGGGAAUAAAUCUUAUAU